This is a messenger RNA of Haliotis rubra (blacklip abalone), 1244 nucleotides long. RefSeq lists its product as uncharacterized. NCBI's taxonomy places the organism in Eukaryota, Metazoa, Mollusca, Gastropoda, Lepetellida, Haliotidae. Bases 62 to 997 code for a protein of 311 amino acids. The record is from RefSeq and is a predicted model, not a curated record. The transcript has 8 exons.
GUUGGGUGUAGGACCACAUAUUAUUGACUGUUGAAAUACCCAGCUAGCAACUGUGGAUCCAAUGGAUUACCCUUUCCUGUUUGUCUGGUUGAUGUUGAGUACUGCUGGGUACACUGACGGUUCGCUCCAGUUAUCCACGUUUCCAGAAAGGCCAACGGAGGGGAACUCUUACACUCUGAUAUGCAGCAGCAGAACCAAUGCACGAGCCCUUGACUGGUUCUGGAAACAUGACCGUGUCAUAACAUCACGUUUCAUAUCAGACGCUCGGUGUAUAGCAGACAAUUUGAACAAUGUCGGUUACAACACUCGUGUGUCGGGGCGUGUCACUGUGACCUGUAGUCUCACCAAACAUAAUGUGUCUCUCAGAAUACACUCCGUCGUCGACCGUGGCUCUGUGUGGUGGUGUAGGAAUGCUGUAACUAAAGACACCAGCAACACCAUAACAAUAGAUCUGAACCAUCCAUCGACAGCUUCUGUAACAACAACACAAUUGUCACCACGAACAACUUCUCCAUCAGCAUCAACAACAACUUCGACGACAGCUCCAGAUGUCUUGCAUGUCGUCUACAUUGCUGUUGGAGUAGCAGCUGCUGUUGUUAGUGUCGUCAGCGUUCUGUGUGUACUGACAAGAAAGGAAUGGUGUCCGUUCAAGAAAGGCAACACAGAACAUACUGGAACCUGUGACAGGAACGCAUCCAUUCAUACCCACAGCAACAGCGAAAGCCCGGUGCUGCAAGACCACAGUGACCCUGACAAAGUAACUGUGGAAAAUGACAACCACGUGGAUGACACUUCCUUUGACUCUGACUCAACAGAAUGGUCUUCAGACAAAGAUCACGAGGACACAGCAGACAUUAACGCACCUCACGGAUACAGUACUUCAAAGAACUACGAGAACAUGGGGCACCAGUAUGAUGCAUUCACAAUACAGGAGCCAUACGUCAACACUGGGGAUUGGACGGAGAGUGACAGCUCAAGCUAUGUCACUUUAACCUAAGUCAGAGCGGUCGAGGAAUGCAGCUUUCUGCAAAACGGAGACACAAGUCACUACAUCACGGUACAGACCUUCACCAGACCCCUUGAUUCAAAAGACAAAACUCUCCAUUUUGCUCCAUUGUGCUGAGGAGAUAACUAGAAUUCCAAGUUGACAUUUGAACUUGAUGGCUGAGUAUGGUAAUGUUGAUCUAACACAGGUAAACUAACAAAACAAGUAUCUGUUAUCGAGACCAGAAAAUUGCUCAAAG